UAUAUAACCAAGUCCUACUUCCCUUCCAACCAACACAAACACAAGCAUCAAUUAAUCAGCUCUGUCAGUUCUUCCGAUACAGAUCAGUGUCCCCGAACCCAAGGAGCCAACGCAUCUUGAGGAGAAUCUAUGGCUGGUGCAGCGAAGGCGUCGUGGAUGGUGGCGAUGAGCGUGGGGGCCGUGGAGGCGCUCAAGGACCAGGCCGGGCUCUGCCGCUGGAACUACGCUCUGAGGUCCAUCCACCGGGCAGCCAAGGCAAACGUGCAGUCAAGGGGCGGACUCUCGCAGGGCCAGAAGCUGUCUCCUGCCGCGGCGAUGGCGGAGAAGACAGAGGAGGGGCUGAGGACCGUCAUGUACCUCAGCUGCUGGGGUCCCAACUAGUAGCAAUUCUAGUUAGCUAGUGGUGUUCUUAGCUAGCAGCAGCCGUGCAUGGCUUGGCGCUGCUGGGUUGCCACCGGAGUCCGGUCUGUAAAUAUGGAGUACAACGGUACAAUAUGUACUUGGAUGAUGAUGAAAACUUCUGCCGCGUUGAGUUCAGAA
This is a messenger RNA of Brachypodium distachyon (stiff brome), 540 nucleotides long. RefSeq lists its product as uncharacterized. The transcript has a single exon. Bases 130 to 381 code for a protein of 83 amino acids. The record is from RefSeq and is a predicted model, not a curated record. Lineage: Eukaryota; Viridiplantae; Streptophyta; Magnoliopsida; Poales; Poaceae.